CGCGCAUGCGCACUGCACACAGUAGCGUGGGUAAUGGCUGGCGUAUGUAGGAUGUUUUGUUAUGUGCUUGCUUUAAGUUCAACUCGACUUUACGCUUCCAGUAAAACUUCCUGACAGACAUCUCGCGGUUUAUUGGCGUGCGUUUGUGCUGUGAGCGGUGUCACAGACCGUCACAAUGGAUUAGUGUGUGUGUGAGAGAGAGAGAGAGAGAGAGAGAGAGAGAAGUUUGGCUGUAGACACCUACACACGGAUUCCUGCUCGCUCUGUGUGUGUUCAGUCCAGGAGAUCUGAAUGUGUUUAAUAUCACACACACUCAUACAGCUCCAACACCAUCAUCAUGAUGAGCUCCAGCAGAGAUGUCGUGGUGUCUACACACACCUCCUGGGUGUGUACAUCUCACACUGAGCUCAGAGAGAUCCUCAUCACACCACAGGAAGAGCUCAUCACCGAGGCUGGCCUGGAUCCUUCUGCUUCUGCUCUGUGUGAGCCUGUGCGCUUGGAGCGAGCGGAGGAAUCCUCGCCGUGCGUCAUCACCCUGCUGUGUCGACCCGAUUCAGGCGCCGUCAUCAGCAGCCUUCAGGUGGCGAGCGAGGCGAGGACUAUCGAGGUCUACUCGCUCUCCGGGGACUACUGCGGGACGAGCCGUGGUGAGGAGGAUCCGAGAUUCCAGCAGCGCAGUGGUGAAGAUGAAAGACCCUUCUACAGGAGCCACUUGGUGUUGGAAACCCCGCUAGCGUCAUGUGACGUCAAGCUGCUCUCUCUCGGCGGCCGGUCGGCUGUGGGAAUCCGUCAGGUGGUCGUCGGACUGCGGUUCCGUCCGGGAGCAGAGUUCCAGCCCGGCUCGGACGCUGGCAUCGACCUUCAUCGUGUCCAGGCCAUGAUGGAGGAGAUGGGCACCACUCUCUCCCCCGGGGCUCAGAACCUCAUGGAAAUGGUGCAGUUUCAGCAAAAGAACAAAGCCGACGUCCUUGGUGGCUUCUUGCCCCUGCUGAUGGGUGGUGGUGCGCUAGCAUGCUUGGCCAAAGGGGCUAAAGUGACGGGAGAUGUUGGCUCUGAUGGUGCACCGGCACUGCCUGGGCAUCAAGCCGGAAUGUUCUGUGCCAACCAGAGAGGCGUCCUAGACGCCGUGGCAGGUGGUCCGGGUGGAAACCACAGUCCUGUUAGCCCUGAUCUGCUUCCCAUGCUUCAGAGCGUGUGUGGUCAGGUUACACAACUCCGCCUGGACACUUUGACCUCACCAGAGAAGAAGACGAACGGAGAACGUGAGGAUCACAUGUGCUGUGGAGGUCUGGAGAAAGUUCUGGAGAAAGUGGUGGAGAAACGUAUGCACGAUCUGGAGAACAGGUUGAAGGAGCACAUGGACACACGCCUGGAUGCUCUUCAGAAACGAUUGGAGCUCACACUACAUCAGCUCGCGCUCGUCACCAGCACGACAAACCCGCAAUAACCCUGCUGACCCGGAAAACCCGAACCGGUGCUAGCACAAGCAGCUAAAGUGCUUUCUGAGGACGAGAUUAUUUAAAUAACUUGCUAACAGUUCGGUUGAAGGAAUUGUUGCUAACCUUUACGGUUUCUUCCUGAAACCCAUCUUAAACUUUAAUGGUUCUGCUAUGAAAUAAUGUUUCUAAGGUUACUUUUCCCUUAUUCCCUAACUUUUAUUGACCGUGACGGACACGCAGCUAACAAUUCACAUGACUCGGAGUCAAUAUUAUCGCCAGUGCUGCUUUUCCAACGUAAUAUUCACUGUAAAGACAUUUAUCACACUCGACGUUUGUUUUAAUCAGAAUUGAACUGGUUUGCCGUUUCAGUGAAAGAAAUGUUGUUCUGAAAUGUUUGUUUGUUUUUCACCCAGUGAAUUCCAGGAGGCUGAAUCCUGGACACUAGAACUUCACUCGAACACCUGAUUCACUCGGGUCAUCCUGGUCAAUUCUUUCAGCUGAAAACCAAAUCGGUUCAGCCUCCUGGGAUCUGAUCUUCAAUCAGUGGUCACCGAAACUGUUCCUAGAGAUCUACCUUCCUGAAGACUUUCACGCCACCUGACCGUCUGAUCGUUAGACGUUCUUGAUCACGAUUACGGCUGGAGAUGAAUCCUGCAGGAAGGUAGAUCUCAGAGAAGAUAGUGAUGGCUGGUGACCACUGGUUUAAAUCCUGUUCGUGUUGUUUGAGGUGUUUGUUUAUUGACAUUGUAUUAAUGGUUUAUAUUAAACCAACUGGAGAACUAAGGACAAAAAAAAACCCCCAGAACAUUAAAACGUGGUUAUACUGAGA
Messenger RNA from Ictalurus punctatus (channel catfish), 2268 nucleotides. RefSeq names its product chromosome 13 C10orf88 homolog (gene c13h10orf88). Lineage: Eukaryota; Metazoa; Chordata; Actinopteri; Siluriformes; Ictaluridae. The record is from RefSeq and is a predicted model, not a curated record. The coding region runs from base 338 to 1447 and encodes 369 amino acids. The transcript is spliced from 6 exons.